UUUUCGUGUCAACAUGGCGGCAUCCAUGGCAUCUCAGGCUGCAGCAAAGGGGCUAAGGAUAGGUACCUCCAAGCACAUACUUCAUGAUAAACUCAAGUGCACCUGGUUGAAUCCCAGGAGAUGGCUGAAUCUGCAAGAGUACCAAAGCAAGAAGCUGAUGCAAGAGAGUGGCGUGGCUGUCCAGCGCUUUUAUGUGGCCGACACAGCCUCUGAGGCCCUGGAAGCUGCAAAGAGACUCAAUGCCAAGGAGAUCGUGCUGAAAGCUCAGAUUCUGGCCGGUGGUAGAGGCAAGGGUGUGUUUGACAGUGGCCUUAAAGGUGGAGUGCAUUUAACAAAAGACCCUGCAGUUGUUGGUGAACUGGCCAAUAAGAUGCUGGGUUUCAACCUGAUUACAAAGCAGACACCUAAAGAUGGAGUCAAAGUGAAAAUGGUGAUGGUUGCCGAGGCCCUGGACAUUACCAGGGAGACCUACUUUGCUAUCUUGAUGGACCGCGCCUUUAAUGGUCCCGUCAUGGUGGGAAGCCCCCAGGGAGGUAUGGAUAUUGAGGAGGUGGCUGCCAAAACCCCAGAACUCAUUUUUAAGGAAGCUAUAGAUAUAUUUGAAGGUGUGCAAGACGACCAGGCACUUCGCAUGGCAGCUAAUUUGGGUUUCAGAGGACCUCUGCAGAGACAGGCAGCGCAUCAGAUGAAGAGGCUCUAUGAUCUGUUCCUGAAAGUCGACGCCACUCAAGUCGAAGUCAAUCCUCUCGGAGAGACACCCGAAGGACAAGUGGUUUGCUUUGAUGCUAAGAUCAACUUUGACGACAACGCAGAGUUCCGUCAGAAGGCUGUGUUUGCCAUGAAUGACAUGACUGAAAGCGACCCCACAGAGUUGGAGGCAGCCAAGUGGGACCUCAAAUAUAUUGGAAUGGACGGAAACAUCGCCUGCUUUGUGAAUGGAGCCGGUUUGGCCAUGGCCACCUGUGACAUUAUUGAUCUGUAUGGUGGAAAGCCAGCUAACUUCCUGGACCUGGGUGGAGGAGUCAAAGAGCGACAAGUGUAUGAGGCUUUUAAGCUGCUCACUGCUGACCCUAAGGUUGAGGCCAUCCUGAUCAACAUUUUCGGUGGGAUUGUCAACUGUGCCAUCAUUGCUAACGGCAUCACUAAGGCCUGUCGAGAGCUGGAGCUAAAGGUGCCACUGGUAGUCAGGCUUGAAGGGACCAACGUCCAUGAGGCCAAGAGGAUUCUGACUGAGAGCGGCCUGCCCAUCACAGCAGCGGACGACCUGGAUGAUGCCGCCAAGAAAGCAGUGGCUGCCAUCAGGAAAUAGGACACUGUGUAACAUCACUACACUGUCUGUCCAUCACUAACGUUCACUGCAACCUCACAUCAUCAGAGUCAGCCUUUUCUUACACAUACAUGCCUCCAGGUGUCACAGGCCUUUACUUUUUUGUUGUUGUUUUAAUACUAGUUUCCAAAUCAUACUUUCAUAUCCAACUAAGCAUCUAUAACACAGGUGUUCAGAUGGUGUCUUCCCUUAGAGAAUUCAUCUUUUACACUAAUCUCCUCUGUGUAGUGCAAAUUACCUGCUUUUGAACUUUCAUAAUUAAUUUCUUCACUUAAAGCAGAUUUAUCGGGAUAAAUCACUUUAUAACUUUCAUAUAUUAUUUUUAUUUUUACAUGAUGAAAGUCCAUCUAAUCUUGUUACAGUACUUCAUAAAACCCACUGUGACCUCUUUCAGCGAUUAGAUGGAGAUGUAAA
Molecule: messenger RNA, 1741 nt
Organism: Monopterus albus (swamp eel)
Lineage: Eukaryota; Metazoa; Chordata; Actinopteri; Synbranchiformes; Synbranchidae
Gene: suclg2
Product: succinate-CoA ligase GDP-forming subunit beta
Exons: 11
Coding region: 14-1309 (431 amino acids)
Biological process (GO): tricarboxylic acid cycle; succinyl-CoA metabolic process
Cellular component (GO): mitochondrion; succinate-CoA ligase complex
Molecular function (GO): metal ion binding; succinate-CoA ligase (GDP-forming) activity; ATP binding
Source: RefSeq, a predicted model, not a curated record